Messenger RNA from Penicillium soppii, 771 nucleotides. Its product is annotated as aldo/keto reductase. Gene Ontology annotation, cellular component: cytosol. The coding region runs from base 1 to 771 and encodes 256 amino acids. NCBI's taxonomy places the organism in Eukaryota, Fungi, Ascomycota, Eurotiomycetes, Eurotiales, Aspergillaceae. The transcript has 2 exons. Gene Ontology annotation, molecular function: aldose reductase (NADPH) activity. The record is from RefSeq and is a predicted model, not a curated record.
AUGACAACGAAGUACAAGCUGAACACCGGGGCAGAGAUCCCUGCCAUCGGAUUUGGCACCUGGCAGGAUGCAGGUGAGCAGGAAGAAGCUGUAGCAGAGGCAAUCAAAGCUGGGUAUCGUCACAUUGACACUGCACGUGUCGCUGAUGUAAAAACAAGGUAUGAAACAGAGAAAGCCGUAGGAAAAGGCGUCAAGAAAAGCGGCAUCCCACGUAAGGAUAUCUUCAUCACCACCAAGCUCUGGAGCAAUAAGCAUCACCCGGAUGAUGUCGAAUCGGCUUUGCAGCAGUCUCUGGACGAUCUUGUAACAGAUUAUGUGGACCUCUAUCUGAUGCAUUGGCCAGUAGCCUGGGAGCGAGGCGAGGAAUUCUUCCCAAAGCAGAACGGCAAGCCUGUGAUGGACAACAUUGACAUCGUCGAUGUAUGCUGUACCUGCAUAUCACAUGUGGUAUCAACAGUGCUAAUUCGAGGACAGACAUGGAAGGCCAUGGAGCUGCUUCUGAAAACCGGCAAGGCCAAAGCAAUCGGUGUCUCCAACUUUGACAAAUUGGAGAUGGAGCGCCUGAUCAACAACAGCUCGAUCGUGCCCGCCGUGCACCAGAUGGAAUGCCACCCGUGGCUGCAACAGAAUGAUUUCACAAAGUGGCAUCGAGAAAAUGGUAUACACGUCACGCAUUACUCGCCAUUUGGGAACCAGAACACCUUCUAUGGAGACAAAGGUGGGACCUCGAAGUUGAUCGACGAGCCUGUCUUAGCACAUAUUGGUGAAUAG